Molecule: messenger RNA, 146 nt
Organism: Funneliformis geosporum
Lineage: Eukaryota; Fungi; Glomeromycota; Glomeromycetes; Glomerales; Glomeraceae
Source: the annotation of a GenBank genome assembly
AAAAAUACAUCUGUAGUAAAGUUGUUAAUGAGAGAUAUGCAAUACAUAAUUAUGGCCUAGAAUUUGGGAAUUUUAAAGCUGAUUUGUCAUUAUUUAUCGAAGAUAUUGAAGGGCAUUAUUACAAGAAAAGAGAAUUAGAAAAGAAG